CCCCAAAUCGCGCCCAGUCCCGGCUUCGCGUCCUUUGACAGGCGUUUCCCGCUAUGUCCCAGAGAACCGGCCUGUCCCCGUCCAACAUCUCCGAAGCAUCGACCUCGUCGCAGCCCUCAGUCGCCCAGCAGCCUUCGGGCUCCGGGGACACUACGUCGCCCGAGGCGAGAAAAUAUGUCACCCAGGCGUGCCAGCCCUGCCGUGCCAAGCGAUCCAAGUGUGACAACGCCCAUCCCACCUGCUCAGCCUGCGUAGCGCGAGGAACCCUGUGCGUCUACACCGAUGUCGACCGCCGGAGAGGCAAGCUGAGGGCGAACGAGACGGAUGCGUUACAGGAGAGAGUCCGGAAAUUCGAGAACAUGAUCAGAACUCUGACGCACGGGCCCGAGGAGGAGGCUUACGAAUUGCUGAGAAGACUGAGGACUAACCCAUCUCAAUCUCCAGGCGCCGAGGGGUUGGCGGAAUGGACACAGUCUCGGGAGAGAGACGCCGAUCUCAAUACUUCGGCUGCACGGGUCUACUCGGUCAAUGACCUGCCACCGGAACACUUGGUACUGUACGGCAUCAGAGCAUACUUUAAUUGCACCUAUACAUUAUUAUAUAUCUACGAAAAACAAGAGAUGGACGACAUCUUGAACCGGGUAUACCGAACCCACGAAGCUGUCGACAACGCGACCCUGUGCGAACUCUGCGCCGUAGCCGCGGUUGGAAACCAUUAUGAUGGUGAUAAGUUCGACGGGUCGAUCAUGGAAGCCUUAUUUCAAACCGCCACAAUUUAUAUGAGUGACUGUAUCGAGUCACAAUUCUUGCGAGGCAUGAGAGUUAUCCUGUGUCUCAGCAUUAUUUCUUCUCUCACGAAGCGCGCGAGUGCUCGUUUAUUGAUCGCGUCUGGAUUGAGACUGGCUCGGUGGGCGCGGCUGCAGCAGCAAGAUGUCUUGCCUUGGGUCGCUUACCGAAAAGUCUACCGGUCGCUUGUGUUUAUGGAAUGCUGGCUUGCUUCAAGCCUCGGAUAUCAGCCUGAUCUCAAUAACGACGAGGCCGAGUUUACGAGACAAGAGAUUAUCGAAGCUCAACCGACAACCGAGAACCGUAUCCAAGCCGAAAUAUGCACGGUCGGCCUGAUGAUGGCGGGUAUUCUGCUGGACGUCCACAAGUCGACUUCGGCGGUCUUCUCCAUUGUUGAGAAGCAUUCGAGCAUCUUGGGUGAGUGGCAGGAGAAACUCCCCGACUCCAUGAAGCUGGAAGCGCUAGUCCCAGGCCACGGAAACGGAUUCCCGGAGCCAGAACGACGGGCGCUUAUUCUCGUCCACGUGAUGUUUCUGGGAGCAAAAAUGAUGCUUCAGAGACGACUGUUGGUGGAAAUGGCAAACUGUCGAAUGAACAGGCGGUGGACGCUAGAUGGAACGCUAAGCCAAGGCGAGAGUAUUCAGAGGGAGUGCGUCGAGGCCGCCGAACUGUGUGUCAGUCUGCUUGAGAUACUCGGGUACACCAAACACAAAUUUCCUCGAUGUUGGCUCUGUGUUGGACACACCUUUAGCGCAUGCAGCGUCCUCCUUUUCGCGGCUGCUCAGCGCCUCUUAUACGACCAGAGAGAUAGGGUUCAGAUCUACCUCUCGAAAUCGCAGGAAUGUAUCAAUAUGCUCGCCAGCUGCAGUGUUGUCGACCGUGUGGCAAACUCCUUGCUUCAGAUCGUCCGACCGCUGCACCAGGAUCUUCAGCGACUAGCCAGUAUCGAAUCCAGCAGUCGACCGAAGAGCGGAAUCUACGACCUACUCGAAAACCCACAUGCGGAUGCUGCCACCAGUCCACCCACCACGGCGGGCACGCGAGGGUGGUCUCCAGGAGCCCAGCAAUACCAGGGCUUUCCCAGCGAACCCAGUACGACGCCACCGAUCCGCACCGCCGCUAUUCCGGCCAUGCAGAAUGCGAUUGAAGUUCUGGGAAAUCCGUUCGGCCUGCCGAGGAGGCUGAAUACCGAUUCGUCCGCUACAGGGGACCCUCACAUUCCGAGUUGGUGGAGUUGAUGAUACUGUGCACAGGUAUGGAUGGCUCUUGGCAGGUUUCGUUGGUCAGAACCGUGCCCAGAGAAAAGUGCCAACAAUACAGUUGGAUAAAGCGAUCUCGCUUGUUGCCGAAUUAAAGUUUGGUGGCUUGAAUCGAGGGAUCACAGGCGUCGUACAGACGCAGGAUAUAUUGAGGAGGACAUGGUACUUGGACCACGACUCGGUUGAUGGUGGUUUGAUGGGAUUAGUCCUCGGAUAGCUGGAUGUAUAGCUAGAAGGAUAGAUGAUUUGAUGAUGGACGAUAGAUAGAUGGACCGAUGCUGUGCUCACUGGAUUGGUGGACUGAUGGAUAGAAAAAUAGAAGAACCAAUGAUGGACGGAUGGAUAGAAAGGUGGACGAUUGAUGGCUGGAUUGAUAAAGUGGUUGGCGAUUGGUUGAAUGGUUGCUGGAUGGACUGAAGGAUGGACGAUUUGACGGUGGACGGCUGGAUUGAAUGAUGAAUGACUAGAUAUCGACAUGGAUGGAUGAACAAAAAGACGGAUGAUUUGGUGGGCUGACAAGCGCAUAGCAGGAGGCUUGGACGGCAGUAUGGAUGAUCUGACGCAGGACGGAUGGACAGCAGGAUUGAUGGCUUGAUGAUGAUAAGAGGGACAGUAGAAUGGAUGACUGGAUGGGUGGACAGCAGGAUGGAUAACUUGACUCAUGGAUGGAUGCAUAAAAGGACCGGUGAUCUGAUGGACUGACUGAUUGAUUGAUUGACUGGUGCUAUGAGAAAGAUGGAGGAUGCCAGUGCUGGAUGAGAGUUGUAGAGAGGUAGGCAAUAACCGUAUAUGAUGACAAUAGACGGUUAUUACUCCAUUAGACCGACGAUCUCAUGAACGCUUUCCGCAGAAUAAUGCAAAUGACCC
Molecule: messenger RNA, 2912 nt
Organism: Cladophialophora immunda
Lineage: Eukaryota; Fungi; Ascomycota; Eurotiomycetes; Chaetothyriales; Herpotrichiellaceae
Exons: 7
Coding region: 54-2024 (656 amino acids)
Biological process (GO): regulation of DNA-templated transcription
Molecular function (GO): DNA-binding transcription factor activity, RNA polymerase II-specific; zinc ion binding
Source: RefSeq, a predicted model, not a curated record